CUUCUUCAUCAAACACGCACAGUCACCGUCAAUAUUUCCAUCAAGCACAAACAUUUUCUUUCCCAAUAUGAGACACGAGAGACCAUUGUGCAUGUUAAAAAUAAAAAAGCCUUCCUCGCUUAAUGUGGAUGUCCCCCCUCGUCCCUCCUCUUCACUCUCUUAAAAACUCUUCAGGUUUUUUUUUUUUCUCCAACUGAGCGGAUUCAGGCUGAGGCGGGCGCAACCGCACUAGAGGGGGAAGUCAAGUCGUGCUGGACUGGCGCGAUACCCUCGCACGGUUCACACAACUCAAAAGAAGAGCGACACUCGCCUCCAAUCAUGCUUUUUAAAUGAUGGACCAUGCUGAUUUUAAAAGUUGACCAGGGAUUUCUCGUGGUGGGGUGUUUGCGAGGCAUGGCUUUCAUUUUAACUUGCUUCUUCCUGUCAUGUGCGAGCGGUGUUUGGGGGAGUCAAAUCAGGGACCCCAGCAUCUAUUUGGAUAACAUCACGCGUAUAUUGGACAGAUUAUUGGAUGGCUAUGACAACAGACUGCGACCUGGAUUUGGAGGUCCAGUCACAGAGGUUAAAACUGACAUCUUUGUCACCAGCUUUGGACCAGUGUCAGAUGUCGAGAUGGAAUACACCAUGGACGUGUUCUUUCGUCAGACGUGGAUCGACGAGCGGCUAAAAUUUGAGGGUCCCAUUGAGAUCCUGCGGCUCAACAACCUGAUGGUCAGCAAGAUCUGGACGCCGGACACCUUUUUCCGGAAUGGCAAGAGGUCGAUCUCUCACAACAUGACCACCCCCAACAAGCUGUUCCGCAUCAUGCAGAACGGAACUAUCCUGUACACCAUGAGAUUAACUAUAAAUGCAGAGUGCCCGAUGCGUCUGAUGAACUUCCCGAUGGACGGCCAUGCCUGCCCGCUCAAGUUUGGGAGUUAUGCUUACCCCAUCAGUGAGAUCGUGUACACGUGGAAGAAAGGUCCUCUCUCCUCCGUCGAGGUGCCACAGGAAUCCUCCAGCCUGCUGCAGUACGACCUGAUUGGUCAGACGGUGUCAAGCGAGAGGCUCAAGUCCAAUACAGGUGAAUAUGUCAUCAUGACGGUCCACUUCCACCUACAAAGGAAGAUGGGCUUCUUCCUGAUCCAGACCUACAUUCCCUGUAUCAUGACCGUCAUCUUGGCCCAAGUCUCCUUCUGGAUUAACAAGGAAUCAGUUCCAGCUCGGACUGUGUUCGGUAUCACCACCGUCUUGACCAUGACGACGCUCAGUAUCAGCGCCCGCCACUCCCUCCCCAAAGUUUCCUACGCCACAGCCAUGGAUUGGUUCAUCGCCGUUUGCUUUGCCUUCGUCUUCUCCGCCCUGAUUGAGUUCGCGGCCGUCAACUACUUCUCCACCCUGCAGGCCAACAGGGAGCUGCGGAAGGUCGCAGCUAUGAAGGUGGCGGCUCAGGAGGCGGCGGCGGCUGCGGCUGCGGCUCCGGCUGCGGCCACGGGGACCGACGGAGAAGUUUCCUCGGUGGAUGCCACUAGUGUGCUGAAGAAGAGGAUGAACUCCGCUCCGGUGUUCGACCGCCCGGCCAAAACGUUUCCCAACCCACCUGUCAAUGCCCAGGCCUUCCUGCAGCAGGGUUCAGCUGUACCGGACAACAACAUGCUGACCGGCACCAGCAUCAUCGACAAAUACUCCCGCAUCCUCUUCCCCCUCUCGUUUGGCGCGUUCAACCUGGUCUACUGGAUCGUGUAUCUCACCAAGGACACCAUGGAGUUGUCCAGGGAUACCGUCUAAACCUCUCCUCCUGGAAAUCACACACACACACACACACACACACACACACACACACACACACACACACACACACACACACACACACACACACACACACACACACACACACACACACACACUUUACAUACACACA
Messenger RNA from Hippoglossus stenolepis (Pacific halibut), 1900 nucleotides. It is a transcript of the gene gabra6b, whose product is annotated as gamma-aminobutyric acid type A receptor subunit alpha6b. Gene Ontology annotation, biological process: synaptic transmission, GABAergic; gamma-aminobutyric acid signaling pathway; regulation of postsynaptic membrane potential. Gene Ontology annotation, cellular component: GABA-A receptor complex; dendrite membrane; postsynapse. The record is from RefSeq and is a predicted model, not a curated record. Gene Ontology annotation, molecular function: benzodiazepine receptor activity; GABA-A receptor activity; inhibitory extracellular ligand-gated monoatomic ion channel activity. Bases 340 to 1767 code for a protein of 475 amino acids. NCBI's taxonomy places the organism in Eukaryota, Metazoa, Chordata, Actinopteri, Pleuronectiformes, Pleuronectidae. The transcript has 10 exons.